AUGAUCUUCCAGACCUUCCGUCUGCAAGUCGCUCCAGGAGCCCUUCGCCUCGAACCUGUCAGGAUGAAGCAGAAGACGCUCGAAUGGGCUGGCCAUCCCGCCAACUGGUGCACAGCCUGUAUGGGCGAGUUGCCAGAAACACACGAGGACCUGCCUUUCGGCUUGCUCACCCUCCCUUCCGAACCUGCGAUGAAUGCCGCUGGCCGGACUUCAGACCACCCGUUCAAAGACCUUCGCUCGGCCCGUCGCGUACGCCAGCGAUCUAAGAGAUACCCUGAGCGCAUCUACAGCGGUAACAAGCGUCGUCGCAACGACCGAUAUCGCCUCGCACGAGAAAACCAGCUUCGGCACGAGUCCAAACAGGCAGACAUUCAGGAAUGGGAGGACGAUUGUUACGACAGAUGGGCACAUGAAGUAGACAUGGAGCAUAUGGACGACAUAGAAGCCUACGAACUCUUUGGCAAGAAUGCCCAUAUCUUCGAAGGCACAACCACCGGAGACAUUACAACAGGCGAGGAUUUUGGCACCUGGGCCCGGCGUCGCAUCGCAGAGAUGCGGCACGUCAAGGAACACCGCAUACAUGCAUACGGCAAACCCACGAGCCCAGCGCCGCUGGUCAUCCUCCCACACACCAUGCGCGACACCAGGCGACCCGGUCGCGUCAGCGCCACCAUCCCCACCGCGCCUUUCGCAAACCCCCACGAAACAACCCUACCCACCUCUCUCUCCGAGAUUCGCGCCCACGCCACACUAGCCUGCAUUCUCACACCUCCAAAAAUCCUCAAACAACGCUGUCGUAGCCGCAACGAACCCGCUCUACCCGUGAUACCAGGCUUCUGGUGGUGGGGCGACGAUCUCAGUGACUGGGGUGAUGACUCGCAAGAUGGAUAUGUGAUACUGGGGGAAGAGCAGGAUGGAAGUGAGACAUGGAGUAUUGUUGUUGGAGUAGACGAGGAUUGCUUUGAUGCUCAUGACAUUGUACGCGUUGGUCAGAAAGCAUAG
Messenger RNA from Alternaria triticimaculans, 1002 nucleotides. RefSeq lists its product as uncharacterized. The coding region runs from base 1 to 1002 and encodes 333 amino acids. NCBI's taxonomy places the organism in Eukaryota, Fungi, Ascomycota, Dothideomycetes, Pleosporales, Pleosporaceae. The transcript is spliced from 3 exons. The record is from RefSeq and is a predicted model, not a curated record.